Messenger RNA from Populus nigra (black poplar), 939 nucleotides. RefSeq names its product large ribosomal subunit protein eL15-like. The transcript has 4 exons. The record is from RefSeq and is a predicted model, not a curated record. Gene Ontology annotation, cellular component: ribosome; cytosolic large ribosomal subunit. Gene Ontology annotation, biological process: cytoplasmic translation. NCBI's taxonomy places the organism in Eukaryota, Viridiplantae, Streptophyta, Magnoliopsida, Malpighiales, Salicaceae. Gene Ontology annotation, molecular function: structural constituent of ribosome; RNA binding. Bases 99 to 713 code for a protein of 204 amino acids.
UUCCGAUACAUAAAUAAAAACUAGGGCAUGCCGCCUCAUAAUAAUAAGCCUUCGAGGAGAAGAGAGGGAGCCGUCUUCAGACAUCUCGUGCCACAACAAUGGGGGCUUACAAGUAUGUUUCGGAGCUAUGGAGGAAGAAGCAAUCGGAUGUUAUGAGGUUCUUGCAGAGGGUGAGGUGCUGGGAAUACCGUCAACAUCCUUCGAUUGUGCGUGUCACUCAUCCUACUCGUCCUGACAAGGCUCGCCGUUUGGGAUACAAGGCAAAACAGGGGUAUGUUGUCUAUCGAAUCCGUGUGAGGCGUGGUGGUAGGAAGAGGCCUGUUCCGAAGGGUAUUGUUUAUGGCAAGCCAACAAACCAGGGUGUUACCCAGCUCAAGUUCCAGCGUAGCAAGAGGUCAGUUGCUGAAGAGCGUGCGGGGCGGAAAUUAGGUGGGCUCAAAGUUCUCAACUCAUACUGGAUUAAUGAGGAUUCCACGUACAAAUAUUUUGAGGUUAUCCUGGUCGAUGCUGCUCACAAUGCCAUUCGCAAUGAUCCAAGGAUCAAUUGGAUCUGCAAUCCUGUCCAUAAACACAGAGAGCUACGUGGUCUAACAUCUGCUGGAAAGAAGUACAGGGGUCUCCGAGGAAGGGGACACUUGCAUCACAAGGCACGGCCUUCCAGGAGGGCAACAUGGAAAAGGAACCAAACUCUUUCCCUCCGUCGGUAUCGGUGAUUGCAGUAUUUGGGGCUUUUGUUUAUCCGCGGACUUGGUCCUUUUUUUCCAAAAUUUGCGAUUAAGAGAUUAUGAUAGUUUAUUACUGUUUGUUUAGUGCGCAAGGAUUUGCUGAGCCUUAUUUUGGUACACAAGUUUAUUCACUUGCAAGACUGGAUAUCUUUGACUUUGUUACAGUUGCUUUUUGUUGGAUGAUUGGAUCAACCUUCUUGACUUGUCCUGUUUA